This is a messenger RNA of Ipomoea nil (Japanese morning glory), 875 nucleotides long. Its product is annotated as B3 domain-containing protein Os01g0234100-like. The record is from RefSeq and is a predicted model, not a curated record. Lineage: Eukaryota; Viridiplantae; Streptophyta; Magnoliopsida; Solanales; Convolvulaceae. The transcript is spliced from 4 exons. The coding region runs from base 1 to 855 and encodes 284 amino acids.
AUGGGUCAUGCUAUGAGGACUGGGCAGAGUUCCAUGGAGCCUUUGAUGCAUGAAAAAGUUAUGAGGAAAGAACAAUGUCAACAAAAUCCAGAAGAAGAAGAGGACGAAGAAGACCAACUCACACUGUCCUUCUUGUUCAUGAACAAAGAUCGAAAACGCCCCUCUGCUUCUCCCUCUCUGGUAAAUCUUCUAGGCCGUGUCACACACCCCAGAAGGAAGCGAUCAAAGCGAACAAUAAAGAAAAGAUUUAAGAAAUCUGCAGCUUUCUCUUCACUGGAGAAAGCCAGUCAUGUUAGACAAGGUCUUCCAGUAAAUCAUGUUUUAGAGGGUGAAGGGUCCAGUUCUGAGAGUGGGUUGAAUUGGAUGUUCUCUGGAUUUGACAUGAAGAAUUUCAACAUUAGAGUAAACGGGGGCGUUUUAGAUUCAGAAAUCUCCUACUCAAACCGUGUGAAAUACUACAAUUUAUGUCAUGCCCGGAAAUCAUGUCUACAUAAUAGACUUAUUGGGAGCAUUAACUUACAGUUGGCUGCUGGAAUCAUUUUAGGAACAGUUAGCAUUGCAGAUGAAAUCCGAGCUUCCUGUCUUUCCACCUUUCAGACUAAACUCGAACUAUGGGACAAAAGAUUGCAAGGCUUUAAGUACUUGGGUAUGGAGGUUGGUUUUCUUCAAGAGCGAAUAAAGGAGCUUAAAAAUCAAUUUCAAAAGUCCAACAUAGCAACUAGUUAUUCUGAAAUUAUGAAUAAAGAAAACCGUCUGAAAGAAGAAAUAACAUCUCUUGAAACCAGAGUUUUAGAGCUGAAGGAAGCUAAACUCGCUCUCCAGAUUGAGAGAGAGCAUCUUUUGAACAGAGGCUAAGUCUCCAUGAUGAUCCUCAG